This is a messenger RNA of Psylliodes chrysocephalus, 348 nucleotides long. Lineage: Eukaryota; Metazoa; Arthropoda; Insecta; Coleoptera; Chrysomelidae. The record is from the annotation of a GenBank genome assembly.
AUGAAAAAAAAAAAUAGGAAAAAAAGUGUCGUAGAUACUUUAUGGGACAUCCAUAAAGAUAAAGAAGAAAGAAAAUAUAGGAGACACAGAGAAAAAUUAGCUCUUCUCAAAGAAAUUGGGUCAGAAUCUAACCCCUCAAAAUAUCAAUCCUCUUCAGAUGAUGACUUUAUCAAUCAAAACUUACCCUCUACCUCAAAAAAUACUCAAAUGAGAACAAAGUUAUCUAGGUUAAGUCUUGUAUGCGAUAAACAUGGUAUAUCUGAUCAAUCAGCUGCUGCGAUUGCUAGUGCAGUAUUAAAAGAUGUAGGAAUAAUGACCGCAGAAGAUCCGUUGAAAAUGUUUGAUUAA